This is a messenger RNA of Condylostylus longicornis, 3725 nucleotides long. RefSeq lists its product as uncharacterized. Lineage: Eukaryota; Metazoa; Arthropoda; Insecta; Diptera; Dolichopodidae. Bases 183 to 3578 code for a protein of 1131 amino acids. Gene Ontology annotation, molecular function: mRNA binding. Gene Ontology annotation, cellular component: cytoplasm; nucleus. The record is from RefSeq and is a predicted model, not a curated record. The transcript has 9 exons. Gene Ontology annotation, biological process: negative regulation of translation.
AUAAUUUUUUUUUCUUUUUUGAAUAAUCAAACAGCAAAUAAAUAUUUUACUUUCAUUAUUUUUCAAAAAAAUUAUAUGAAAACCAAAACAUUUAAAUAUUUUACUUUGCAAAUUAUACUAAAAUAAGAAACUUUUUUAAAAUCGAUUUUUUUUUAACAAAUUAUUUAAAAAAAGCAUUCAAAAUGGUCAAAUUAAGUUAUUAUUUUCCAGUGUCUAGUGAUUCAAUUUCUUUAAAAAAACAAUUGUUAGAAAGUGGUGUUCUUGAUAUUACUAAUGAGACAAUGUAUCGCAUGGCGCCGGAAGCCGUGGACCCAUCAAUACUAAGUCGAGGAUCAUUAUCGCACAGGCGUUACACACGAUCUGCUCUAAUGAUGCUACGAGACGACAAACUAUCAAAAGAAAUACCAAAUUGUAUAAAAAACUCUUCACACUUAUUAAAAUUCCCUUUUUGGAAAUUGGAUAAUAAAAUUCAUAAUACUUCCGAAGAAUUAAGAAUGAAAACAACAAGAUUAAGUAAUGAUAAUAAUCCUUACAUUGCAAAAUACCGUCAACAUAACAACAAUAGCAACAAUAAUAUUAAUAUUAAACAUAAUAACAAUAUCAAUUUAAAUAAUGAAAAUAACAACUAUAUUAAUAAUAAUGAUUACUUCAAUUAUAAUAGUAAAAAUGUUUAUAAUACUUACAGCAACAGAAAUUUUUCUAGUUAUAAUUAUAAUAGUAAUAGCAAUAACAAUAAUAAUUUUGGUAAUCAAAGUAGCACUCGACAUUUCUUGCAUAAAAAUCAUAAAUUUUCUAACAGAAGUUUAGUCAGUAAUGAAUCUGAAAAUAUUCAAUUAAAAUUUGACUGUCAUGAAGGUAGAUUUAUUGAAAAAUACGAUUGCGAAAGUUCUGUAAAACGCAAAGACCACUCUUCCGGAAAUUCAGAACAAAAAAAUAGUCAAUAUUCGUAUAUGAUACCGAAUUUUAUUAAAAAUAACUACGACAGGAUAAACAAACGUAAAUCAGAUGAGUCAAUAAUGCAAAACGGGUGUGAUAAUAAUAAUGAAAAUUUCACUACGGGUAAUAAAUCUUAUAAUGUGGACAUAAAUUUAGGUGUUUUUUCGGAUGUCUCAAGAAGAAAUGAUAAUGAACAUAAAGUUGAUUGCAAUGAAGAAAUGUUUUCAACUACAAAAACACAUUCGUAUAAUGGAAAGCACAACGAAAAUCAACGUUAUGGUAGUGGCCGAAUAUCAUUGCCAAAUAAAAAUUGGAACUAUACGACCAACAAUAUUGAUACGGAUUCAUUAAAUGAUAUGAACAAUAAGUUUGGAAAACUUUUAGAUAACAAUAAUAGUUGGACUGAUAAUAAAAGUAAUAAUAAUAAUAAUAUUCAUAAAUACAAUCGUUAUAACUAUAAUGAAAGUGAUUAUAAUAAUAUUAGUUCUAAUAAUAUUACCGACAAAAUUAAUCAAACAAAUUUAAUAAAUCGCUACAACCAAAAUCAUCACUAUAAAAUUAACGCAAAUAAUCAUAACUACAGUCGCUAUAGAAAAGAAAGUUUUUCUUCAUCGAAUCAUUCUUGUAACAGUGAAGAACCAGAAUGGCUUAAUUGCGGUCCAAUUUCACAAAAUGAUAUUAUUGAAUUAAAAGGUUUUGAUGAUGAUCCGGCAAGCGAUAAAGAAGAUGACAAUUGUGAAACAAAUCAGAAAAUUAAAAAGAUAGCAUUAGAAAAUGAAAAGAAAGAAGAUAAUUUUGAAAUGCAUAAAUUUUCUGAGGGUAAUUGUAGCACAAUUGAAAAUAGAACAAAAAAUCAUGUCAGCUUAACAUCCACGACAUUAAAAUCUGCCUGUAAUGAUGAAGUUCAAUCCGUUUGCACUAGUACAGCACAAUCGCCCCCUCCAGCUAGAAGUACACCAACAAAACUUCUAAAUUUAUAUUCAAAUAAUAAUAAUAAAAAAUGGAACCGUCAAAAUAAUUCAAGUUCAAGCAAUGCUACAAAUGACCAUAAUAAGAAAAAUUAUUAUUCAUUACAAUUUAGUUUUGACAACUUCUUGGAUUAUGAUACCCUUAAUAAUAUGUUUGGGGGAAAUUCUAAAUCUAGAUCAAAUCAUUGGUUUAAAAAUCAUCACAAUGGUUCAUUUAAUAAUGAUACGAGACAUAAACAAAAUUAUACAGUAUUUGAAAAAAAAAAUCACAGACAACAUGAACAGUUCCCAAAGAAUGUAAUUAAUGUGAAGGAUUUGGAAGAUCAAAUGCGAAAAAUUGGAUAUUACAGAAAUUUUCAACAUCAAGGCAAUGAUAUUAAAACUGGAAUACUACAUCAAAAUUUGCCAAAUUUCGGUAGUAUAAAUCAAAAUAAGAAGCAACCUGAAUCACCAAUAAAACCAUCUGUUAACGCUUUUACUCAAUGUGCUUAUCAGCAAAUGUUAGCACAAGCUAAUUUAAUAGUAAAACAAACACAAGAUCCAGAAGCCUUUAGACAAUUUUUAGAGCAAAUAAAUUCAGUUAAUCAGCUUGCUGCUUUGUCACAAGUUUCUAAACCCUUUUUAAAUUUUCAACCUUUUAUGUUAAAUAAUAACGGAGGAGUUCAAAAAAGAAUGCCAUCUGCUCAAGAAUUAGAAUGUCAUACAAGAAAUAUUGUGCAAAACGCUUUGUUUCGAAAACAUUUACAGGAACAACAGAAACUUCGUUUACAGGAAUUAAUUUCAUUACAAUCAAAUAUAAAUCCAAAUGCACCUGAAUUUACACCUACAUCGGGUUUUCGUAAAAUAUCAUCCGAAAAAGAAAAUUUUAACCUUAUGACAAGUGUUGGAAACAAUUUAGGUGAAACAUCGAUUAAUAAUUUUAAUUUUCAAAAUUAUCAAGCUCAAAAUCAUCAAUAUCAGCAAGCAUUGAAUCAACAAAAUUGUAAUGUAAAAGUUUCGUCAAUUUUAAAUAAAUUUAAUGAUAACUAUACAGAAAAUGGCGGAAUUCAUAUAAAAACUGGUGGAAAACAUAUCAAAUGGAAUAAUGAUCAAACACAUUACAUUCCAAAUAAGAAAUAUAUGGGUCGGCCAAUUUUAAAAUCCUCGAAUAAAAAUUCUACAUUAUCAGAAUCAAAAUUAAAUAAUUAUCAUCAAUCAAUACUAAAGCAGCCACAGAACUACCAUCAGAAGCGAGGAGAUCAUUAUGGCUUCGAUUAUUUUUUAAAAACCAAAUAUAAUAAUAAUGAUUAUUUUAAUUCCAAAGUUAAUGAGCCAACAAUACCUUUGACUUCUACAUUUCCGGAGGAAAAUUGUUUUCUGAAUCAUAAUAAUAACGACAGACAAUCCGUAUUAUCUCAAAAUGAUAUAGAAAAUAUAAUCGAAGAAUCAAAAACUUACUCAAAAGUUGAGUCUGUAAAAAUUGACGUAAAAGAAACUGAAAAAGAGAAUAUGGAUUCAGCUCAAAAAGACGACAAUAUUAAAGAACAGGAAAAUGAAGAUGAUAAGGAUAAUAAAUCAGAUAAAUUAUCGGAAGCUGAAAAUAUUCCAAACACUGAUCUUGAAAAUAUUCCAAACACUGAAGAUUUAAUACAAAAAAGAAAUGAUCAAGAUGAUAUGAACACUAAAAUCGAUUAAAAAAUAAAAUCUUGUAUUGUAUCUGACAAUGAUUUCUUUUAAAAAUUAAUGUGAAUGUUUUGAAUAAGAUAUAAAAUAAAAAAUUCCUUUGAGAAAAAUUUUAAAAUAUGUAAAAAAAUUCUAAAAAGAAAGAAGCAAUUUUUAGUA